This is a messenger RNA of Theileria annulata, 546 nucleotides long. RefSeq names its product GNAT-family N-acetyltransferase, putative. Gene Ontology annotation, molecular function: protein N-terminal-serine acetyltransferase activity; protein-N-terminal-glutamate acetyltransferase activity. Lineage: Eukaryota; Apicomplexa; Aconoidasida; Piroplasmida; Theileriidae. The transcript is spliced from 5 exons. Gene Ontology annotation, cellular component: NatA complex. The record is from RefSeq and is a predicted model, not a curated record. Gene Ontology annotation, biological process: N-terminal peptidyl-glutamic acid acetylation. The coding region runs from base 1 to 546 and encodes 181 amino acids.
AUGAUAUAUAGUAGAAGAGCAAAUAUAUAUGAUUUAGUAAGUUUAAGUGAUUGUAAUUUGGUAAAUGUAAUUGAAAAUUAUCAAAUGAAAUAUUAUUUUUAUCAUUUAUUAUCAUGGCCACAUCUUACUAAUAUUACUAUUAAUAAAGGAUUUGUUUGUGGUUAUUCCAUGUCCAAAUUAGAAGAAGAUAAGAAUAAGGCUGGACAUGUUACAGCUGUUGGUGUAUUAAGAUCAUUUAGAAAUUUAGGAAUUGCAACUAAUGUUAUUAAACAAACACGAAAGGGAGCUAAUUCUAUAGCUAUGGAGUGUACUAGUGAGAAAAUUAGUAAUAAAAUUGCUGCUGUAACUAAUUUUGGGGAGUCAGAUAAUGCAAUGAAUAAAGUAUAUGAUUGUGAUUGUUCAUAUUUAUAUGUACGAGUUACAAAUUGGGCGGCAUAUUCAUUAUAUAAAUUCUUAGGAUAUUUUGUUGAUGAAGUAGCUAAAGAAUAUUUUCAUGAUAAAGAAGAUGCAUAUUCUAUGAAAUUAAUUUUUAAAAAAAAUCCUUAA